Messenger RNA from Amoebophrya sp. A25, 15595 nucleotides. The record is from the annotation of a GenBank genome assembly. NCBI's taxonomy places the organism in Eukaryota, Dinophyceae, Syndiniales, Amoebophryaceae.
AGGUUAUCAUUGUGAUUGCUCCUCAGUCAAACCCACGCCCAUCCCUCCAUGAUAAAAAGUUCAUGCUCCCCGUCUUUGCCCUCCUUCUAUAGAUUCUGUUCUUCCGUCGUAUGUUUUCUAUCCCAUUGAGACUUCGUUGUAUCUUCUCAAUCUUCAUCCUGUGUAAGUAAACCAAGAUUUGAUUGUAUGAAGACUUCAUCUUCGUUCGUGUUGAAAAGAAUCAGAGGACCGGAAAAAUGAAGGAGCACCACGUCGGCCUGGCCUCGCUUUGUCAACAUGGGCGAAUUAACAUUAAGCAAAGCAUUCUCAGCGGAUCAAGAACAGCAUUGCUUCUCCUUAUGAGUCUGACCUAGAGCCGACCACGAAAUGGUGACACCGAUAGCGCGCGCUGCAGCGCCUGGGACGCUGCGGCUCUCUCAGGCAACACCAUGGACCCUGGCUCUUUCCUUCGAGCCCUCAUCUACUUCAACUACGUCUGGUGACGGAGGGGAAACUAGUAAAAAUUCUACUCCCGCCACCAGCACGUCGACGUCCACCUCGUACAGAAUAUCAGUUCAGUAUUUCAAAGGUCACGAUUACUCAGUGUUGCGAGCGUUUCGAGCUACAACGACGAAGGUUUUCCAUCUGAAGCGUGGGGAAGAAGCCGUGUUGCCGGACCUAGAACCUGCAACGGCAUAUGAUGUACGGCAUGCAGUUGAAGUGAUCGAAGAGCAGGUGGAGGAUGUUGUUGAGCAGCAAUCGAGUGACGUAGGAGUUACAGGAGGUUGUACUCUUGGAGUUGGAACUGUCCUCGGUGGAAGCGUUUUUGAGUCCUCUGAAGGUGUGGAACAAAAAGAAGAUGGUCUCUUAGACUCAGCAUUUCCGACAGCUGUUGCUCUGACAGGAGGAUCGUCAAGUGAUGUAGUUGUAGGGCUAGCGCCUCAGUCCACGCCAAGAAUCGGCUCAACUACGCCAGAACCUCCACAAGCAUCAGGCAAGCUUGUAUUUUCCGAGUAUCAGGCUUUUGCCACAGUUCCGCGACUGCCAGGGCCCGCUCAACUAGCCGUUGCGGCACCAGCGCGAUGUGAUCGGGCAUUGCUCAGUUGGGAAACAUCAUCGGCAGAGUGGGGAGACGUUUGCGGUUAUUUGGUGCAGUGGGUAGAGGCGGAUCCAAGUUUGAUGGUACAACAACCAGCAGCGAGUAACACCACUGGUUCUUCUACUUCAUCUUCAUCGUCGUCGACGUACCAAUACCAAAUGGCCGUGAAUAAAUCUGCGUCGAGCAAAGUCGCAAAACUUUUUGCGGAUACUUCUGGUAAAGUGCGGGAAAAACGAGUGCGGGUGGUAAAUCACGCCGCUGGCGGUGAAGAUGGAGCUAGACAACAAGGGCAUAAUGAUGACGUCAGCUCGCUGUCUUUUCGCGCGGGUGAGUUUUCAAUCGUGGUGCCACAAGGACAAGAAUCACGAGUCGUGGUGCCUGAUCUCUUGCUAGACUGGGAUCCAACGAGCUUGUCCGAGCCGGAAGGCGCUAGUAGGGCACGGUCUGCAGUGGUGACCUGCUCUUCCCCUAUCACAGGUACAACUAGUCGUGAUAAUGAAGAUAGUGGAGUCACAGGAGGCGGAGGAUCUUCGCCUUCAUCUUCAAGCACCUCUCCUCCAAGAAAACGACAAGAUGGACAAGAAAACAGCGAUGAAGACAACAUCACUUCUAGCACGGCGCGAAGGUCUAGGACAGCUUUUCUUUGGUUGGUCGGAUUGACUCCUCUGAAACACUAUCUAGUCCGCAUAGCCGCGCUAGACCCUCCGAGACAAACAAAAAUUCCUUUACCACUAGCACUAGAACAGAAACUUUCAGCUGGUUCUGGUGCACCUCCACAGGGGCAACGUUCUCCGAGAACACCAAAUAGCAGAGAACUGCGAAUCAAAGGAACAGGCACAUCUGCUUCGAAGUCGCCAAUACCGGAGGACAUCGAGGAUACGCGGUCCCCACGUGGUUCGGUCAAGUCGCCUCUAAAAGAUGCGCCCUCUUCUAGUACUUCAUCUCCGUCAAAAAGCCCUAGUGAAGCUGAGGAAGGCGAAGGAGGUGGACUCGUAGAGGGAACCGCCAAGAAAACGAGGAGGAAUCUUCGUCAGAUAAGGACCCCACGAAGUGCAGACAGGCACGCUAGUGGCGGGAAGCCAGCUAUAGAUCUUUCAACCUUGAAAAUCCAUGAAUUUUCCGAGCCUGUCGGGUUGCAGGCUGGUCGCAUUGCAGCUGGCGUAAGCACAUCGAGCGUCAUCCAAAUUUGCAGUUCUCACCAGGAAGCGCUUGUCGGGUUUUCUGUCCGGAAAAGGCCGACUGAUGAACCUGUACGGGAGUUCAAAUUGCAGUUCACCAGCACGGUGGACGCCAAGGGACGUGCUGUGAGGCCUCCUAGCGACAGCAGCGGCAUCAUCAUUGUUUCGGAAGCAGAAGCUGCGGCACUAGGAGCUAAAGUGCGAGAUAUACUGCGAUCACGAGCAGCUGAUGUGAGGAAAACACUAGAAAAAGUAGGACUAGGAGAGGGUCCGCGUGGUGGUGACCAACUAUUACAUCAACUACAACCUGGGACUGGCACUGGUAAUGGCAUAUCACCCGACAGGCCACUCAGAGGCAGAAAGAGCAUCAUGGAUGAGUCAUUUGCUGAUCCUAUAUCAGCUCAAGUACGAAUGGCAUUUCAGUUAUCUGGUUCGUUCAUCGGUGCUGGCGAUGCCUCCUCAGAACCACAACAUCAGACUAACCAAAUCAGUAGUUUGUUGACUGAGCUGCCCUCGUCUUCGGGAUCCUCAAAUAAGAAGGUCAGCGCAAGUAGCCACUUGGUCAUAGAUGGUGCGCGACCGAGUGAAGCUGCGGCUUUAGCUGACGAACAGAUUCGUGGUGACGUCGGGCCUGAUUUUUUCCAAUACGCGGUACGGAUACCGCUCAUCCCUCCUGUGACGGACGGUGAUGCGUCUGGCACUGUCGUGAAGGCAGCUACGGGAACAAGCGGAGCAGCAGCAGGGCCAGCUGUUGGUGGUGAAACACGCGCCACCGGAGGAGCACCACUUGACGCACGUGCCGGAUCUUUGUCGAGUAAAGGCGUUGUAGCAGCCGUUGCUGCGACGAACAAUGAUGGAAAAAUAAAGCAAGCUACAACAGGUAAAAACCACGAGAACAACACGACGGAUCAUGAAACCACCGCAGGAUCCCUCUCACUAGAGGCUGGUGGGGCAGCACGAACUUCGUCUCACGCUCGUAGUGAUUCUCUUGAUACCACUGGAAGCAUGACAAGUCGACAACUCUCCGCAAUUGACGACUCUAGCACUCAAGAAGGAGAGGUGGGCAGCAUGGGUGCUGCGUGGUCCUCAAAGAAUGUUCCCGCAACUAGUGCUGGCGCUGCAACUUCAACCUCUACUUCUUUAGCAAAUACUACAACAACAAUAGUAGCUGGUCAACAACAAAAUCAGGCGAAUAGAAAUGCUCAUGAUACCCUUGUGGGCAAUCUGCGUAUCCUCGAUAAGGAAAUUGUGAGUGCGCAAUUGCGCUUGUGCUGUGUGUCGGACUUUGGAGAAAAUAGUGCUGACUGUGCAACCGUUGAUGCAGCGGUGUCGAAGCUACCGGAAAUCGAGCGACCGGAGGAUGUGGUUGCUAGCACUACGCAUGACACGUGCUUUUUCGACCUCUGGAUACCGGAUCCGACAGAAGAAAGUGUGUCGCUACUUCGCAGUAACAAACGUCUACGGGUUGGAGACGUGCUGUUGAGGCGUGAACUAGAAAUCCCAGGUUACUUUGGGAACAAGAAAAACUGGUCCGAACCUGAACGCUUGAGCAUCGACGACACAUCGUUUAGGAGGUAUCAAACUGGAAGAGCAGGCGAAAGUAGUUUAUCUUCGUCGAACAAGAAAACUGGUGUUGAGAUGAAAGACGAAACCGGACGAGCCAGCCUGGGCAUGGAGUUGGAUAAGACCUCUCUGAAAAACUCUUAUCGCUUACAGAAUGUUGAUAAGGCUCGCGUGAUGGUCCGGCUUUCUCUUCCCGCAAGUACGACUGCGGAGACUGCGUUGACUCUCAACAGUGGGCUCACCUCAGCAGGUACAGGUGAGGCGAAAGAUGUCAGUGCGGUUGGGCAUCUUGGAGGGAGGACUACUCCUGACAACAAACAACAACUGACAGGGACGACUACGUCUUCUGAACAGGUACUUCUAGCUACAACAGGAAAAAGUGAUAAAGAUGAUCCUAGCAGUCGUUACUACCACUCUGCGCCCAAACAUGAUGAUGCUACGCGGCGUAAGCGACGUGCGCAGUGGCAAGGUCGAAUCGGGAUGCGAAAGUUCGUUAAAAUUCGCGCUCACGUGACUGGUUUGCAACCUGAGACGCAGUAUGUUUUUCAAAUCGCAGCUGUGACGGAAGGUGACGGCUACCUCGGCAAGUGGCAACAGAUUUCUGUCCGCACGAAAAAGAUUGCGCCAACCAUGCACUCUGUGCGUCUCCAGUUGCACGAGCGUAACCGAACAAGUCUAGUUCUCAAGUGGGAGAACCCAGCUUUUGACCGCGAAGACUUGGUUGAAGCACACCUGGGCUUGAAUAAGAUCACAGGCUAUCAAUUACGCCAUAAACGGAAGGCAGAUACGACAUGGGCUCGAACUACAGACGUCGCAGUGCCACGAGAGCUUCUGUCUUCGCCGUCUAGUACUUCGGGAUCGAAAAUGAAAAUGCUGGCUGGAGGCGGAGGAGGAGGAGGUUCAGACAGUCGUUUAGUACAUGUUUUAGACCAUGUUUUAGACCAACAUCUUGUUCAGACGUCCAGCACAACAAGAACAAAUGCUUUUUCUUCUUCUAGAAUAGAGAAGACGCCGCUUGGAGCCAGCCAGCACGAGCUUUAUCCACAUCCAGGAAUGUCUCCAAUACAAAGGGGUAUUUCUGCGCCAAGCCGAACAACUGAACAGGAGCGAAGCGGAGCAGACGACUUCAGUUUUAGUCAAAGUCAGGCUCAGACGUCCAGGAUGUUGAGUAAGGAGAAGCACGUGUACAGCUACAGCAAUCUGCACUUGGUCUCAAAUCUCAGCGAGACCAGUGUUAGGCAAGUCCUCGAUGGAGGCGAUUUAGCCAGUGAAAUUCGCGUGGACCCCGUUGGUGCUAGUACGAAAAUUACCGUCACAACACCUGUUUUAGGACCCGGACGAGAUCCACCAGUACUUUCUUCAGCCCUGGAUCAAGCUUCGGUACUAUCUUCCUCUUGCUCUUCGCAGCCUCAAAAUAAGAGAUCGUCAUCACCCACAUCAGGAGCUAGAGGGAAAAGCUCAGCAUUCUUGUCCCACAAAUUGCCCAGUUAUUUGUUGCUCGAGAGUGAAUCACAGCAACAAGGAGGCAGUCGUGUGGAUGAAGGAGGAGGCUCUACAACCUCUACGAGAGGUACGACAACUGGCGGGCAAGCGAGAGAUAUCUCGUCGGCAACCUCUGGAGCUUUGGGUCGAACAAAAAGUGCAGCUGGAGCAGAUGAUACACUAGUAAGUCAGUCUCAGCACCAUGCACUUGCACAUGGAGCUGGUGUUGUAGGUCCAGUCGGAAGUGGUGGCGCUCGAAGUAGUCCCGACAAAUUGACGACACCUGGAGGCAUGUUGCCCUUUUCUCCCGGAUUGUCUGCUGGCCCCUAUAGCACAUUGGCAAGUCCAGUCUUAGGCAUUGAGAAUUACUACGGCAACCUCUUGGAGCCUGGAGGCGUAGACCUCUACGGGGGGUCGCCUCUCGACGAAGAGGUUUUAGUUGACGUGCACCAGGGCAUUGGUACUAGUGCACUAGCUACUGCAACGACACCAGAGGACGCAAUACUAGUUGCAUCUUCAAGUACUACAUGCACAGCAGGAGACCCUACCUCAACCGGCACUAGUGUCGCAUCUCCAGGAGCAUCCUUUGGUCCUAGUGGCGUAGGAAUGGGAUUGCGUGCCUUGGCAGCUGCGUUAUCACUAGUGCCUGCAUCGUCGCGAGAACCAGUCUCGAACGAACUUCUGUUUCGCCGUGAAACCCUUUCUAAGAACACGGCAUCGGUUGGAACAGGGAAUGAUGUUGAAGGAGAAGGCGGAAUUGUAUCCGAUGCUGCUGGACGAGAUGAAAGUGGCCAACCAUCUUCGAUGAAGCAACUGCCUCAGCACGACAACAGGGUGGUCGACAGCAAGAAGAUUUCGCUGGUGGGCUCUGAAGACGGCUUAGCAAGUGCAGCUGCUCCUGAAGACGUGCAGCCUUGGAUAGUCUCGGAGGUGGGAAAUCUAACUCCGGGAGCGAGCUAUAUUUUCGAAAUUGCAGCUGUUACGGAACGAGGAGUGGGGAACUUUUCCAAAGAGUUCAGUUUUCAAACUUUAGGUCAUGCGCCUGACAUUUCUAGACCAGUGACUGCAGUGCUGAGGCCCAAUCGCGUACUCUUAUCAGCUGAGUUGCAGAUAGCUCCUGAUGCGGACAAUAGACGGCUCAUUUCCGACUUGUGCGGCUUACAGGUGCGACACUAUGAACCGGGUACGGUGUACGGAAGUAGCUGGCUCGAAGAAGAGAUCAAGGUCUUUCAUGUCGUGGGUGGCGGCACGCCAGCAGGGUCGAUGACCUGCGAAGCGCCGUACUUUGUCAGCAUGUGCGCUGAUGUGACAAGAACAACUGGGACUUGCUCUGGUACUUCUAGUACACAUCAAGAAAAUCAAAAGUCAUCAACCACGACCUCCACCAAAAGGCACGCGAACAAAAGGUCUCCUCGAGGAGGUGGUCGGAAUGAUAGGGCGUUGUUUGAUCAUUUGCUUGAAAAUGAUGAUGGUGCUGCUGCUGAUUUGCGUCCAGAAAAGCUGGAAAAUUUCCAUGAUCAGGAGGGAGUCGUAGAUGCUCAACAUGAUCCACAUCUUCAACCGCCUCCUUUCUAUCAAACCCAAGCUGAGUUUUGGAAUAGCCUGAUGCACAUGUGGGCCCAACCGGAUAAGAAUUUGAGAAUUUUCUUCCAGGUUUCAAACCUACAGCCCGAACGCAAGUACGUCUUUCAAGUAGCGGCGCGAACUUUCUGUGGUGUCGGAAAGUGGAGUGCAGAUAGCGAGAUCAUCCUGACGCAUCGUAUGGCCCCGAUCACGAGUUUGCCACAGUUACUGGACACAAGCGUUCCAGGUGCGGGAAAAUAUCUUGGCUAUCAUCGGGACACUGUGGUGCGCGAUUUUCGUGAUCAAGUGGAGAGGGCAACGCCUGCUUCGUCGAGCAUGCUCCAUGGUGGAGUAACAUCAGAAGCUGCGUCAGUGGCAUCUGCAGGUGGCGGAAGUGUUGGGUCGACGACGGUCGCUACCGCAUCAGAAGCUACAGGCGUGGGAUCACAUGGUGGCGAUCAACUGCACCAUGAUCCUCAUCACGAGGAGGAUCCAAACACCGGAGUACUUUCCCUUCAAAGUGGUCAAAUCGUUUUAACUGACGGUCGUGCGCGUGAGCUCUUGUCCGCUAUCCACGGCACAUCUACCGCUGCUGCCGCGAGGACUGCAGUGUCAAAGCUAGUGAAGGAACCAGUGACAGCAAUCACACUGCAGAAAACUUUGUCAGAACUACCGGUUCUCCCAAACUGGAUGCAAGACAUCAACAACAAUUGGUCUGAGUUAGCGCUGGUCUUUAAUGGAGGACAGACUUUCCGUGUGGCGGGUGAAAGUUCUUGUGGUAGUACAACAACAGGUCUUCAUGACUCAAGAACACACUUCGGACGAGGUGGUGCGUCAUUUCCUGGAUGGGCACCAGGUGGCUUUCAUUCUCCUUAUAACUAUGAUACGGCAGCAGGUGGAGGUGGCAGUGUAAGUACGCAUCAUCCCGCCGCUGGCACACCAGGAAGUGCUAGUGCGACAGUGUCACCAAUCAGUCCAGCGCGAAAGAUUUUUCCGCCAUUGUUGCCGAAUAAUCCGAGACCCUCUGCUGGAACAGGUCCCGGAAUCAACAACCCAGCCGCGCCGCCUCCAACUGCUGGUGUUCUUGGUAGCGCUUUGGGCGGAGGAUCUGCAGGUACUGGUGUCGUCUCCACCCGCGCUCCUGUGUGGGAAUUCAGUAAUUCAAUCCUUCAAAAACCCUCAGGAGAGUGGCCAGAGGAAGCAGGGAUCAAGAAAGCAAUGGCAGCCUUGCCAAUUUUCACAGAUACAACAGUUGGUCUGUCUUGGCGAUGUCCUCUGGUGAGCACAAAAGAGGAUCGCUUGUUGAUGAAGGCACUGAAUACCAGACGCGGAGGUGGGGCUUCUGGAUCUGGAGGGGGCGGAGGACAUCUUGAAGACGGACAUGACGAAACUCGUCUUGCUGCUGCUGGUGUGAUCGAGGAUCAUCAGGAGGAUAUUGCCUUUACGACAACAUCAAACCAGCAUGACCCAGAGGCAUUAACGAAGCAAGUGAGGAAAAAUUUCACAGUUUUACCAACUACAACAAAUGGGGCUCUUGCGGCGUUUGAUCCGUCGUUCUUCGGAGCAGCGGCUUCACCGCAUCAUGGAUUCAACAUCCCGUGUUUGAACGGCGGUCGAAAUCUACCAGAGCUUUUGCGGCGUACAGUCCAGAAGACAGGCGCGACUUUGCUUCCGUCUCCCUCUCAUGGCGAAGACCUGUUCAACUGUUCAGUUUUUCCGCCACCAGACGAUCAGGAUGGCGGCUCAGCAGCAUCGACACCUCGUGGCGACGGUGGAGCAGUUUCCAUGACGUCGGCUUCCGCCGGAGGUAACAAGAGUCAUAAUACGCACGGCAAGAGCAGAAAGGGGAGAUCUGGUAAUCCUCGUGGGCAAGCAGGAACACCAGGAGCCACAACUAGCACUUUUUUCAAAAGCAAUGCACUACAACUCUCUCGAGGAAACAAGGACAACCACAGUGCAAUGACGAGUCACGGAAGCACGUCGUCUUUAACCAGUCAUUCUACUAGUGAUUCGGAUAAGAAUCCAACCACUGUCAUUCAGAACCCAGGCGAGCUUUUUGCUGAGCGAGCACGAAAAGUAGGCUUCGACAAGGUCUUCUCCGUAGACAGCCCACCUCUGCUGUAUGAAGUGCGGUACCGGCAGAUUGAUCCUGAAACGCAGAGGGAACUAGGACCGUGGAAGAGCGUUCGGUGUACGGCGAAUCAUGAGAUCGGUAAGUCAGAGGUUCUCCUCGAAGAGAUCAGCGAGGGGGAACUAGUGGCAGUUUUUGGCGGCGCAGCAUGCAUGCGUUCACCAGGCUUCGGAAUACCCAGUCGCCACGGGGCUGCACAUGCACAAGCCGUGGAAGCAUUGUUAGCGUCUUACAAUACGCUUGCGUCGCCACUGUUGCCGACUACAGCAGUAGGAGGUGGACGAGGGGUGUCGAAGAAAGGGAGUGCUGGAGCGGCUACUUCAGCUUCUAACGCAGCAACAGGCUCUACCGCUGCUGCAGCUGCUGGUACAACUAACUCCGCAUCAUCCACCACCACCGCCGCUGAUCCGGCAUCCACAAAGCAUGACACUAGUACAGCAGGAGUCGCUACCGGCUCCUCAUCAUCAGCCUCGUCAACGACCACUGGAGGUAGAGGUACGUCAAACCCAAAAAGUGGCCGUCUGUUCGAAACAGAACAGGACUUGCGAGAAGGCGUCGAAGCCUACAUCGAUGCAAUCCUCGGAAACUGGAACUUCCUAUCCCGAACUUGGGCUACUAAGAUCCUAGGAGGAAUGCUUUCCACGCGAGAGGGACUGAUUUCGCAAGAGUAUACAGGGAAGAAGGCUUUUUUAAGUAGUCAACAGGGGGAGCAUCAAGAAAUCCAUGUCCACUCUGGUCCUCAACAAGUACAGGGGACGAUGACACAGAGUUUCGCCAGUGCUACUUCGAUGAAUCCGACGUCUACUUCCUCUCUGUCCUCCGCCGAACAAGAGGCGGCUCGUCUCAAUCAUGUGGUGAAUCCUCUCCAUUUCGACGAGCGUGCCUUUGUGCGGACCUACGACGAUCAGGAAGAAAGGCACAGACUUUUUGUUGGUGCCCCUGGUGCGGGUGGAGGUUCCGGAGAGAGCGGGACAGAAUCGGAAGGCACAUCACAACAAGUGGGUAAGACCACUACGAGAGGGGCACUCGGACAGCUGCAACCUGGUCCAUCUGGGGGUCAACAACAGAAUCUACCUGGUGCGUCUGCUUCUGUGCUCAAGAUGAGUCAGGUCUUCAACGACGACUCCUCAACUACCAGAAUGGAGUUCGCACAUCGUUUUACAGAGCACAGCAGUUGGCCUGCCUGUGUUCGCGUGAUCCUUGCCGAUUAUGCUGCUGCUGACGGUGGGAUCGAUCGAUAUUCUGAGACAACGAAUCUGAUCGUUCCAGGUCUAUUGCCUGGCACCGCUUACGCUUUCCAAGUACGUCCAGUGACACAGUGGCAGCUCUCCCAGCUGUGGCAAAAGAAUGCAAAGGUGUUUCAACAAGAGUUCGUAAAGUUCCAUCAAACAGUGUUUCUGCCGAACCGGGGUGGACCUCAACAGCAACAACUAGUAGACCUCCAACCUGCUACCUCCAAAAACGCAUCUGCUUACCACGCAAUGCCUCCCGUGCUGAGGAAUUUCACCAUUGCUCAGCUUUCCGGUAGCAGUUACCUGCUUACUGAGCGUCAUUUCUGCGAGAACUCUCCGACGAUAGCGACACUUCGAUCUGCGCCAGUCAUUGCACGCUUGCAAAUCACUGAGACUACGAUGACCAGUGCGACCUUCUGCUGGUGCGCAGCAGAACUGCAACCGAUGUUGCUCAAUCGUCUGAGACUAGAGGGUUUCGAGGUUCAGCAUUAUGCGAAGAAGAACGACAGAAUUAUAGGUCAAGUCCAAACCAUCACAGUGGAGAGAAACAUGCUGUUACAUCAUACCAGGGUUCUGGACAACGGAGUAGCAGUCGCGAGAGAGGCUAGGAAAGCUUUGACAGCGGAGCACUUUGCAAUGAUAGCAGAAGGACAUCAUGGGGAAGAUGAUGCACUUUGUCAAUAUGACGGGAACUAUUUUGGGGGUUCAGGACGAGCACAGCAGCCUUUUGGGCACUUCGGAACGGCGAGUGGUUAUUCAGGAGGACGUUUGCCGGAUCAGCUUGGAAGGGAUGACGAUGUUUUUGCCACAGCAACAACACGUGACGUCAACCGUCAGCAGCAGCAACUUCUGCCUCUCUCACCAGCGCAAGAAGCGGUUUUGCGUGAGGUCGAACGUCAGCAGCCUCCUUGGGCAGUUGCCGUCGUUUAUGGAAAGUUGAAGGUUGUGGAUCUCGAAAGCGCAACUGACUAUUUCGUGAAAGUUCGGGCUAAGACCGCAGCGGGCGUUGGUCCUUGGUCCGCAGAAAAAGCAUGCAAGACGACCUUGUCUCUCCGUCCACCGGCCGCCCCCCAGCUUGUCUAUGCGGAAGCGCACACCCUGAAUCUUUCCAUUGUCCUAGAUGCUGAGCAAAUGCAAAGGUUUAGAUUUUGGGAAGUCCGUCUCCAUUUCUUGUCCGAUCACGCUAAGAAGCGCUCGCCAGAGGUGUCUCGCGUCGUCGAUGCAGCCGUCAGGAAAAGCGGCGCUUCCAAAAUCAUAUUAGCCGUGGACCACCUAGACCCUGGAAAUACGUACCAAGUACAAGUACGAGGUGUGGCCUCUGACGGAGUUUUGAAGAGCAGCUGGUCUGAGCGAUCACCACUGAUCAAAACAAAUAGCAUAGAAGGCAUGCUAGGAGGUGAUGUUGGAGAAGGUCAAGGAGUUGGAGGUAAUAUAGGUCCCGGAAGUGGGAAAGGUGCUAUUGUAGGAGGUAUGACUGGAGUUGGAGGCAGAAGGACGAUAAGUGGAGUAGGUGGCCUAGAUUCCGCUUUCCACCUUGACUCAUCUCGAGGACAUCAAGGUCCUUUGCCAGGUGACCUCACUACCGGGUCUCACCAAGUUGUACCCUUCUCCUUCGCAGGAACCACACAUCAGUCACCUCUAGGAGGGACAGUGCAAGCACAAAGUGUGAGGCAGAGACGUAGCGGUGGUUUGAUCGGCAAUAUGCCUACACCGAAUUCAGGUGUAGUGGAUCCAACCACUGGUGGAGCUCCUUCGCCUGGGACACCAGGCCUCCUUAUAGGUGGUCCUGGAGGUGGUGAUUACAACCCGAUGGACUCACUUGCUGGUCGUAACUACUACGGCACAACUGCCACACAGCAGAGUGAUUACGUUCAGCAGAUCCAAGGUGGUAUGAGCCCCGCAAGAAUGUCUCGCGCUGAAUUUCUUCAACAGCAACAGGAUUAUCUUACCAAGACUGGAAUAGGAGGUGGAAGCAGGCCCAUGACUCGCAUCCGCAUCGAUUCAGGUGAUGAGACCCUCUCUGCCGAAAGACUUAAGCAAAUGCAAGCAGAAGCAACGGCGGCGAAGCAUCCUAAAGACGUUUCUGGUUUGGACACUAAAAAAUUGGAGAGCAGUGACACGUCUAAGCAGUUACAGUCGCAUCUAGAGAGUAUUUUGAGGUUUGUUGUCACGCACGCAUUGAAGGGGACCGGAAGUGACAGAGGAUUGAGAAUCCAAUCUAUAUCGGAAGCAGCGCGAACACAUAGGGCGAUGUAUGGAAGCACAGAGGCAGCGAUUCAAAUACUGAUCGAUAAAGCAGAGAAUCCAGAUGGUGUCACAACUGCGACAGAUGGAAGUGCUGGUGCGUCUUCGCCUGACGGUUCUGGAGCUGGAGCGGGUUUAGCAGGUAGUUCCGAUGAAGGAGGAGGAGGAGAUUCUUUUGGGGCGUCGAGUUUUAUCGGCAAUGGAUUUUUUGAUAACACGAUUGAUGCCGAAAAGGUUGUCGAUUUUCUUGUUGGAUUAGUCCCUGUUGUCGGAGCCAGCAGCGUGUUUCUCAAGGAUUUGUUCUAUCGAAUCCGAAACUGCGCUCUAAUUGCCGAGCUCUACGGUCAUGACACGGAGAACGAUCUCGAGGCACAAGCAUUGAUUUUGACAUGCUUGAUUCCUGGUCAAAAUAUCGAGAAUAUCCACCGGAAAAACGAACAGCAACAAGAAGGAGCUGGUCCGGGAGGAACAGGUGGGGAGGGUGAGGUAUCAGUAGGAGGAGGUGGAUCAGGAUCAUCGUCCUCAGGUGGCGGACCGGGGGGUGGAGGCGGUGGUGGAUUCAUGGCGCGCUCACCCCACGCAGGAGACAUGAUUGGUUCCACCUACGGAGGAGCAGCCAGUCCGUUAUAUCAUCGUGACGACAUGAUCGGAGGAGGCGGGCCCUUUCCAGGUGGCAGUAUGGGCAUGGGGAGGACAGAUGAAGGCGAACCUUCUGGACCGGGUGUGGAAAACCUCAGUGAUAUGGUAGAGAUCCACGAAUUAGCGGAUAUUACUGGUGCCGUGGCUCGCGCGGUGGUGAAGGAAGUAGUGAUUUUAGCAAGUGGCAUUACGAAAUUUUCACGGUUGAUCGAUAUUGUCGACGACUUGGUCUCCUACAAGGGAAAGGGGCAAUUAUCUAGCAACCAAGGCGCAAGCCCAGAAGCUCUUGCUGCGGCAAUCUUCCAGCCUCAACCCAGAAACGAAACGCCAAUCGUCCUCGGCGCUUGCCUUUUCAUAUGGCUUUUACCCACUAUGCUCUCCGUGACGCGCUUUCUGCUCACUCGCAUUCUCCCAGUCCUCCAGAUCUCCUUGAUCACCAAAAUCGAUUUGACUCUGGGCAUGGUGUUGUGCAUCGUGGGACUCACCUUUGCGCUUUCUGUCCCUGUGGUGCAUCGCGCGCCACGGUUUUACGCGUACGUGACUGAGACACUGAGUAGUUUGCCUGCAGCGAUCGUGUUCGGGAUUCACGCCAUUCUUCCUGGUGUCGGCUGUUGGCUGGGAACGCGGGACUUUCUGUCGCCGUUGUUGGAACAUGACAAGGGAGGCUAUUUGCUCAUGCCACUGGGUACCGUUGCGCUGUUGGCUUGGUUCGGCCGCUGGUGCGACGACAGGGAGCGCGCGGCGUUGCUGGACGAAACACCGCCUCCUUGGUGGAUCGUGUACAAGGCGCAGGCGCUAAGCGUUCGAGUUAUCCUCUAUUGGGCCUUGAUCGCGUUCUUCAUUUGGGAAGAGCUCAUCGCACGUUUUCUCAUACCAAAAAGCUUUACCACGCUGCAAUCUUUGAAGUUGAUUUCCCCUGACGAGAGCUUGCUGAGCUUUCAGACAGUCUAUUUCUCUCUGGGUCUUCUUGGCCAGAGAGCUCAGGAGCACCUGUUUGAAUGUUUGACGAAGCGGACGGUUUUGCUGCGACUACUUGGUGCGAAGACGGCGAUCUACGGUGGCGUCUUGGCACUCUGCUCAGGUGUCUUUGCGAUGUUCAAUUUGUCUGCGACUGUGGCUUUCUUGACCAACAUAAGUCCGACACCUCCACAAUGCCUGGUUGUUUUGGUAACGAGGAAAAUUGGAGUGGGGUUGGGAUUUGCAUUAUGAAGAAGAUAGAUCGAUGUAGUCAUAGAAAGAUUAACAUUAAGAUGUUAGUUUCUACUCUAGCUAUUUUUGGUACAGCCGGACAAGCACUUGUAGAAAAAAUUGGAUCAACCUGUUGUUCCACCGGGAGGUGGAUCCUCAAACAUGAAAGACCACUAAGAACUAGAUGAGACGAGAUCAAUACUAGAGACGAUCAUGUCAUCGUCCGUAGAGAAGUACGUAGUACAGUGAUCGCUCACAAUCAUUUUUCCAUUACAGUGAUGUUGACGCAUCAACUACAUCUUUUCUCUCAUCUCUAACUCUCAUCCCCGUCGCUUGGGCUCUGUGCAAGGGCCUAAUUUUGCAUGCUGGGCUUCCAGAGUUUGCGGUGAUCUUUGCGGGAGCUUCUGGCUUGGCAGCUGGCGUGAUCAUCAUGUUGCGCUACCAGUGGGAAGAGCGCACCCACUUUCGAGCCGUUCAUAGCAACUACAGGAUUCUUCUCUUGUUCCCUCAUACAUCGAGGAGUGCCAGAGACAGGGCAGAGAAGGCGAUGGAAUUAGCCAUGCGACGAACUGCUGUCACGUCUGCGAAAGUCGCUGGAGGCUUUGUGUCCAAGAAUUUGGUGCGACAGUUGUUUUCCUUUGGUCGCUACGUGUUUAGUGGAAGAGGUGGAAGGUGAUGCUGAUGAAGUUGAAGGACAUGAUAAAGCCACUGGUGUUCCUUCUUGCCUUUUGGAUCCGGCUGUGCAUUUUCAAAACUCUUUGUUAUGUCCUUGAGUAGUUCUUGUUGUACAAGAAGUUGUCUCUUCUAAAAAGUAGUACCAAGAACAGAUGAAGAUCAUGAGCCAAAGCUUACUAAACGCUUGAAUGCUAUGAAAAAGUAACCAAGAAAACAACAUUCAACAUAAGUUGUAUUUAUCACGUUUUUAUCUAUCAUUUUCAUCAUCUUCAAUUUUGUUCUGGAGCGAAACUGGAUGUUGAAGACAUCACAGCAAAAUGGCCCAGACCUUAGCACAAGGAGAAUAUACUCACAAACUCUAAAAACUCAUUCAUUCUGAUCAUCAUGAUUCAGCACAUAAAAACUGGAAGCAACAUGGUGCUGGGAUUUCUUGUUGAUUCACAUACACUCACACAGAGUCUUCCUGCUCUUGAUGACAGCACACAAGAAGUAGCGCAUGAAGACGAGGAUAAAGAAGUCCUCAGCCACGCUUUGGUGCAUGACUGAUUACAAUUGCUGCGAAAGUCAACCUCAUCUUCAUCUGUAGGAUUGUCGAAUUGUCCUCUACAGCCACAGGUCGAAC